Jaculus jaculus (lesser Egyptian jerboa) is the source of this 684-nucleotide messenger RNA. Its product is annotated as developmental pluripotency-associated protein 2-like. Gene Ontology annotation, molecular function: chromatin binding. The transcript has a single exon. Lineage: Eukaryota; Metazoa; Chordata; Mammalia; Rodentia; Dipodidae. Bases 1 to 684 code for a protein of 227 amino acids. The record is from RefSeq and is a predicted model, not a curated record. Gene Ontology annotation, cellular component: nucleus. Gene Ontology annotation, biological process: system development.
AUGGAAAACGCAACUUGUGAUACUAAGGAGAAGGAAGUGUUUAAGGAGGAAUUAAAUGAGGACUGUGUGAUUAUAAUGCUGGUCCCAGUUCUCCAGGACUCUACUAUAGAGCAUCUAAUGGAAUCAAAUAUUUCUUCCAUGGAAGACAUCAAUUAUUCAAGUAGCAGACCUGAAUGUCCUAGGAAAAGCAGUACAGUUCACCCAAAGAAGCAGUUCAAGACUCCAUCAAAACCCAGACGGAAGGAGCCAGUCCUUCCUUUGCCAGAAAUCUUGCCUCCAAUUCAUAUGGUGACUCGACAAGACUGGGGUCAAAAACACAAAUUGAGUACUAAUGGUGAUGGUGAGAAAAUAGAGGUUUAUGCAAGAUUCCAGAGACAUGCAUACCUUGAACAAAAAUAUGAUCUUUCUACCACAUCCUUGGAGGCCAGAGUGAGAAUACUACCACAUCACAAGAAACCAAGCAAAAUGAUCAAGGAAAGGAAGUCUCAAAAAAGUUGUAACAUGUGUAUGCGUAAGGAGAGCAAUGUAGCUGACGUUGUAACAUUACCUCAGGCGUCCAUAUUGGCAGCCUGGUCAAAAAUUGCUGCUAGAGCUAUGGAGCCAGGAGCGGUGAAUUCUUGUUCUAUUCCCAAUUCAGCCUUUCUGCAGAAAGCUUCUGCGAUAAGAAGAUCAUGGAAAGAUUAA